AUGGCUGCGCCGCCGCCAGCCACCUCGUUCCACCUCUCCUGGAGCGCCAAGCGUCCCGAGCGCCCUUCCCAGCCACCUCCUCCCACCGCGGCCCGCCCGAGCCCAUCUGGGCCCGGGUCAGCCCGCACGCGUCGCCGCCGCCGCCUGGAUCCCGGCGCCGCCCGAGCGCCUCGCGCUCGCGCCCUCAGGCCGGCGCCUCUGCCUCUGCCGCCUCCUCGCUCGCCGGAGCCCUGCAUCGCCGACCCCGCCCCUGCCGUCGACCCUCGCCGGCGCCCCGCCGGAGCUCUGCUCCUCUGCGCCGCCCGCGCCCGCGUGUCCCUCGCCGCCGCGCCUCUCUGGCGUCCGGCGCCUCCCCGCCACCGUCCGGCGCCGCCCCGCCACCGCGUCCCCGCGUCGGCGCCCGCCGGUGCCGCCUCCUCACCGGAUGCGCCUCGUCCCUCGCCGUAG
Molecule: messenger RNA, 447 nt
Organism: Aegilops tauschii subsp. strangulata
Lineage: Eukaryota; Viridiplantae; Streptophyta; Magnoliopsida; Poales; Poaceae
Source: RefSeq, a predicted model, not a curated record